Messenger RNA from Pochonia chlamydosporia 170, 1602 nucleotides. RefSeq names its product cytochrome P450. Lineage: Eukaryota; Fungi; Ascomycota; Sordariomycetes; Hypocreales; Clavicipitaceae. The transcript has a single exon. The record is from RefSeq and is a predicted model, not a curated record. Bases 1 to 1602 code for a protein of 533 amino acids. Gene Ontology annotation, molecular function: iron ion binding; oxidoreductase activity, acting on paired donors, with incorporation or reduction of molecular oxygen, reduced flavin or flavoprotein as one donor, and incorporation of one atom of oxygen; heme binding.
AUGGAAGCCUUCCCAUUGUCAUACACCACAAUUCUCGUUGUUGUGGCUCUCUCAUACCUUAUAUAUUCCACAUCAAUCAGCAUUUCUCAUAAGCUUCGCGCACGACGCCUGGGCUGCAAACCAGCAUACGCGCGGCCCGGCUGGCUGUUCCUUGGUAUUGGUGCCCUGAGACGCUCUAUUAUCGCGGCAAAAGAGCAAGUACUUCAAAAUGAUGAGGUUGCCGUGUAUGAAGAGCUGGGCUGUCGUCCGACAUGGGUCCAAAAUAUCUUGGGAGGAUGGUAUCACUUUACAGCAGACCCAGAUAACAUCAAGGCUAUACUAGCAACGCAGUUCAAAGACUUCGAACUGGGACCGUUUCGAUUUAACCUGCUGGGCCCGCUGCUCGGCCACGGUAUAUUCACGACCGAUGGCCAAGAGUGGCAGCAUCAUCGAGCUCUUCUACGCCCGCAAUUCACUCGAAGCCAAAUCUCAAACCUAUCGCUCGAAGAAACUCAUGUCCAGCAUCUACUGAAUCGACUGAGUGCUGGGUCAGAUUCAUGGACAGCUGAGGUGGACUUGGCGCCACUGUUCUUCAAUCUCACUCUGGACUCAGCCACCGAGUUUCUCUUUGGACAAAGCGUCGAGUCACAAGUCACUUAUGGCACAAAUUUGGACAGUUCUAACCCCGAUAAGCCUUUAAAACGUGGCAGUGGAGAGACAGACUGGUCCUCCUUUGGUCGAGCAUUCGACAGAGCCAACGCAACCAUUGCAAUUCAAGGCCAACUAAUGGACCUCUACUUCCUGUAUUCUCCCAAGUCUCUCACAAAAGACUGCCAGGAGGUUCACCGACUGGCGGACUAUUUCGUCCAGAAAGCUCUCAAAGAAGACCCAGAGACUUCAGAUAAGGACGGUGAAUCCAGUGGACAUGGUUAUGUCUUCCUACGCGAGCUCGCCAAAACCACCAGAGACCCAUACAUGCUCCGAAGUCAACUACUCAACAUCCUACUCGCAGGUCGGGACACAACCGCCGGUCUCUUGGGCUGGACUUUCUACCGGCUCGCCAGACACCCCGACUACUUUGCAAAGCUGCACACUGUCAUUGUCGAAACAUUUGGGAAAUUUUCAUCGAACACAAGCUCCAUCACUUUUGAGUCUCUCAAGUCAUGCCACCACCUACAGCACCUCUUAUCCGAAGUUUUGCGCCUGCACCCCGUCGUUCCAGAGAACAGUCGACGAGCUGUGAGAAACACGACGCUGCCUCGGGGCGGUGGUGAAGACGGCCUGUCUCCAAUUUACAUUCGCAAAGGUGAGGAGGUCAUUUACAAUGUACAUGUUAUGCAUCACCGGAAGGAUAUCUGGGGCGAGGACGCUGACGAGUUUCGACCUGAACGCUGGACAAGUCUCAAGCAUGGCUGGGAGUAUUUACCGUUUAAUGGUGGGCCUCGUAUUUGUAUUGGGCAGCAGUUUGCGUUGACGGAGGCGGGAUAUGUUGUUGCACGGAUGCUGCAAAAGUAUGACAAGAUUGAGAACCUUGACCCAGAUCCGGUUAUUCGGCAUCAGUAUACGCAGACUACGGCGCCGGCCAGGGCUUUGGUUAGGUUGCAUGAGGCUUCUCAUGAGUAG